GUAGGCACGCGGAGCGCUGCGCAGUUCGCUAGUGCGCUGAUACUCACAGAGUGCUUGUGUGACUCGCUCGUGUUAAGAUUGUUUUGUAGAUUGGAGUUAAUAGCUUGGAACAAAGAGAAAAUAAAUUAUUUUAAAACGAUUACUUAGAGUGAGAUAUAAAUUAAAUAACGUGAGCUUUAUAAACUGAAUUUAGGUCGUGUGAGCUUUCAUUUUUGUAUUCGUAAAAUUCAUAAAGCUUUUUGAAGUGUUGUCCUUGCCCUAAAGAAAAGAACGGUCCUUUGCUUUAUUGGUCUGUGAAAAAAAUAAAUGUCAUUUCAUUUCGAUGGCGAGCAUAGCGUUUGUGUGUUUUUAUUGAAAAUAAUUAGUUUUUUGGACAAUUUGCGGCUUUUUUCGGUGAUGCAGAUGUGGAAAUUUGUUUCUGUCCAGUGACCGGUGUAUGAUUUUUUGUAUUUCAUCGGUCCAAAGACUAUCUAUGACCCGUGAACUGUAAAGAAGUAGAUUCGAGUCGUGCGUGAGUCAUUGCAGUUAGUGAAUCCAAAGAUUGCGAUGCAAAUGAAGAGAUGAACGUGCUAACAUAUGAAUCAGGCGUGUGGCUCUCCGCCGCUCCGGCUUCUUAUCCACAUUCCUUGAUGUUCGCGGGAAAUUCACUCAUAAUCUGGAAAUGGACAUUGGGGGUUUAAACACGAGCAACAGCAGUAGUGAGUCCUCGCUGAGGCCUCUAGAGAUUGUAGCUCCGCGCAUCGACUCAUACCGGUUCUCAAUGGCCAACCUGGAGGAGACGCAGGACGCGGACCUGGACGCCAUCCUCGGGGAGCUCUGCGCUCUCGACUCUGAGUGCGAUGAUGAGAUAUCCAGGGUUUCUGGGUACCUACCGCGGCAGCCACCGGCGGAGGGCUCAGAGCAGGCUCGGCCGGAGUGCCUGAAGGACUGCAGUGACACCGCCUCCAGCAUCGCCCGGACCGACUCGCCCGACAAUGACUCCGCUUUUAGUGAUACUGUCUCAAUGCUGUCGAGCGAGUCCUCGGCUUCAAGCUCUGCCGGCUCCAAAUGCAAAGCGCUAAAACUAAUACUACAUCAAAACCAAAAGGAUGCGAGUUUUCAGCAGAAGGCAGAUAAGAUAAAGUUGGCGUUGGAACGGAUGCGGGAGGCGAGCGUCAAGAAGUUGUUUAUAAAGGCGUUUUCUGCUGACGGGUCAUCGAAGAGUCUGCUGGUGGAUGAGAAGAUGAGCUGCGGGUAUGUGACGCGACUGCUGGCUGACAAGAACCACGUGUCUAUGGAGCCCAAGUGGGCUAUUGUAGAGCAUCUGCCCGAUCUUUAUAUGGAGCGCGUGUACGAGGACCACGAGGUGCUGGUGGACAACCUGAUGCUGUGGACGCGCGAGUCCAAGAACCGCAUCCUGUUCGCGGAGCGGCCGGACAAGAUCGCCGUGUUCCAGACCCCCGAGCGGUUCCUGCUCGCUGAGGACGAUCGAGGCUUUUCAAGCGAGCACGACGACCAUUCCAGACAAGUUAUACUAGAGGACUUCUUCGGACAGUCCACGGGAGCCACCAGCAUCCUUCCCUCCAUAGCAGGACAUUCCGUGCCGCAAAUUGAGGGACCCCUCUAUCUAAAGAGCGAAGCCAAAAAGGGAUGGAAGAAGUACCACUUCGUACUGAGACCUUCAGGUCUAUACUACUCACCGAAAGACAAAGCUAAAACCCUCAAAGAGCUGGUCUGCCUGGCGACCUUCGAGACCAACGAGGUGUACCUCGGGGUCAACUGGCGCAAGAAGUACAAGUCGCCCACGGACCACUGUUUCGCGAUUAAACACCCGCGGCUGCAGCAGCCGAAGAGUGUCAAGUUUAUAAAGUUCCUGUGCGCCGACGACGCGCAAGUCAUGGAGAGAUGGGUCACGGCUAUAAGGAUUGCUAAGCACGGGCGGCGUCUGCUAGAGAACUACCGCUCUCUCGUGGAGGAGCUCACUCAAGACGACCUCGACCACCUCGCGCACGCCAGGUCUUGCUCGAUCACGUCUCUCCCGGCCAAGUCGGCGGGCGGCGCGGCGGCGGCGGGCAGCCCCUCCGCGUCCUGCGCCUCCUCCAGUGUCGACACCAGCAGUGGCAGGCACUCCCGCGCUUCGUCGUCCAGCUCGAGCGGCUGCCUGUCGGACGGCGGCACGGCCUCCGAGAGCGCCUUCGACUGCGAGUUCCCCAUGGGCACAAUAAAGCGCAAGCCGUCCAUGAAGCCGAACAUCCCGCUCACCUGGAUGACCCGGCAACUCAAGGAGAUGGCGGAGAAGGGGCAGGAGGGCCCGGACGGGGGCACCCUGACGCGGCGCCCGCGCGCCCGCGUCGAUGAUCAUACGCUUACCAGGCAUCACUCUAUAGAGACAACAGACAGCAGUAUCUACUCAGUGGGCAGCGGCGGCGCGGCGUCGUCCCCCGCGCCCCUGUACGCGGCGGGGCCAGUGUACGCCACCGCCGGCCCCGUGUACGCACCCCCGGCGUACGCGCCCCCCGUAUACGCCGCCCCCGACCAGCUGCCGCCGCCGCCCGACGCCAUGUUCAGCUCCACGCUAUCCCUGGACUCGCUUCCCCCCCCGCCCCCGCCCGCCGAGCCCGUCGACGACCUGCCCCUCCCCCCGCCUCCCCCCGACCACUACGCCGCCUGUCUCGCUGAACUACAGGCGCCCCCGCCCCCCGACCGCAAGGCCAAGAAGAUCUCCUUCAACCUGCCCGGAGACCCCCCCGCCUCGCCCCGCAAGCCCCCGCCGCCGCGCCGCUGCGAGACCACGAGACUGUCCUCGCCCAAGAAGCUCGCGGACUCCGCCAGCAACCCGCCCAAGGACUUCCUCAAGGACCUGCAGCGGGUCAUGCGCAAGAAGUGGCAGGUGGCGCAGAAGUGCAAGCUGGAGCCGGCGGCGACCCCGCACGAGGUGCUCGGCUUCCGCGAGUACCCGCGGGGCGAGCGCGAGGCCUCCGUCAGCAUGUGGCUGCAGGAGCACUACGGGCCCUGCGAGCCGUGCUACGAGAACUGGGAGGGGGCGGCGGGGGGCGCGGGGGCGGUGGGGGGUGCGGGGGUCGCGCGGUCGGAGCGCCGCCGCCCCCCGCCCCCCGCGCCGCCGCGCCGCGCCGACUCCACGCAUCUCACGCACGCGCCGCCAUCCACUGCGUAGAUAUCUAGAGUGGAACCUGAGGGAGGGACUUUUAACUGUUAUUCGAGAUAUGGACUUUGCAUUUAGACGAAUUUUACCUACUGGAAGUUUUUUCUAGACGUAUUGUGCUUUUGUUGGCUAAAGCGGAGUUUGAUAUUGAAAUGUAUUGUAAGUAAGUGUAAUGUUUGAUGUUAUGUAAUCGUUUUUGCGGAGAUACGGAGGUUGCUUGCUAGCGGGUAUCCGAGUGCAGGUGUUGGGGGCAGACGGCGCUGAGCGCGAGCCACAAUGAGGCCGAGAAAGAAUAAAGAGGAAGAAUAUACAUAAUUUAUUUCAAUUCCUGGUGGUGCUAUAUUUAGAUCGGAAUGGAUUGUAAGAUAAGCGAGGGUUUGUGACUGUAUGUUGAGAUAAAGGAAUAACUCGGAUAUUUUAUUAUGUUAAUUUAUGUAGCUAUAAAAACAGAACCUUGUUUCACCUGACUAAAGCGUAGGUAUUUCCGUUAAGUCGAUCCGCGCAAUAGAAGCUGGGGAAUGAAAUGCCAUAUUAUUAAAUAAAGUACAGGGUGGACAUGUAAAAGCGAUAGAGCUUCAAAGGUUAUAAAUAUUGCACUCUGUAUAUAAAUUAGGUUAUACUGCAGUACCCGCUGAUAUUGCGUGGUUUCCUUUACGGUGAAUCUCGGUUCGGGUUCAGAUCUCUGCCUAAUCUUGACCUUUUAAGAGGAAUUUACCUUAAUUAAGCGUCACUUAAUAUAAUUUAACUGUCCGUAUAAAUUAGGUGUGUUGUUAUUUGAUAGCAGGGAACCUUAAUUACUAAUAAUAUAAUCAAUAUACAAUUCGUAAUGUUGUUUAAACAUGUGUUUCAAGACUGAUUUGUUUGGCAGCCAGGUGCAGCUAUAAAAGUAAAUAAAUUCGUAGUAGGAUUCGCGUGAGGCUCCCUGUUAUUGAAACUUAUACAUUAUUUAAGAAUGAGGCCAUUUAUAUAUUAUUGUAUUAACAUGUUGGUAACUUGGUAGCUAUUUUUGGUGUUAUGCUUAAUUAGUUAAUCUGUUCUGUCAAAUGAAUACUGGCUUUAGACUAUUUAUAGUUAUUGUUAUAUACCCUUACCCUUCUAGAUAUAUUAUAUAUAUGUGUAAUCUGUUUUGCGUACCCCUUAAAUAAUGCCAGAAUUCGUUUGUCAGACGCGCCCAUACAUUCAGAAGAUCUUAGAUCAAAACAAAAUAACUGAUGCCACUGCCGCCGGUUCCAAUUUAAGGUAAAUUAUUAUGAAAAUAAGAAGUAAUUCCAGUUAUAUGUGUAAUUUUUUAUAUAACAUAACAGGGCAUAAUUAAUAAAUAAUAGUAAUGACCUAAUAAAGACUGGUUUUUAUUAGAUUUAUGAAGAAGGCACUGCAUCUGUCAAGUUUAUUUUGAUCCAAGGUACCUACUAUGGUGAAUUACUUAAACUGAAUUACGUCCAUUUUUCUGGUGAGCCCUUGACAAAGCUCGAGCGUAGGCACGACGUGUUAGAGCCCAUUCACACAAGACGAUUCGUGUUUUUGGAGGAAUCGUCGCUGACGGACCUGGUGUGAAUGGGCCCUUACUGUAACUAUUCAAGUGUGAACAAACAGAAGUAUAGCUGCUGUUAUAUUUCUACCAAAGAAUUUACAAUCACGCUUUUGAUAUUACGAAAUAUUAAUUCCUAACUACAGUUAAAGUAACUUAAGUACCGACCUAAUUAAACUAGAAAACUGCA
Plutella xylostella (diamondback moth) is the source of this 4860-nucleotide messenger RNA. NCBI's taxonomy places the organism in Eukaryota, Metazoa, Arthropoda, Insecta, Lepidoptera, Plutellidae. The record is from RefSeq and is a predicted model, not a curated record.